CUUGACUUCAGAGAAAGAGAAACUGAAGAGCUGUUGUGUGUUUGUGUCUCUGUAUUCAUGCAGUAAAAUGGCAGAAGCCAGAAUUUCUCAGGAUGAGUUCCUGUGUCCAGUGUGUCUGGAUCUCCUGAAGGAUCCAGUGGCCAUUCCCUGUGGACACAGUUACUGUAAGAUCUGUAUUACAGGCUUCUGGGAUCAGGAGGAUCAGAUGAGAGUCUACAGCUGCCCUCAGUGCAGACAGACCUUCAGUCCAAGACCUGCUUUAUCUAAAAACACCAUGCUGGCUGAAGUGGUGGAGAAACUGAAGAAGAUUAAACUUCCUGCUGACUGUUACGCUGGAGCUGGAGAUGUGCAGUGUGACGUCUGUACUGGAAGAAAACACAAAGCCGUCAAAUCCUGUCUGGUGUGUCUGGAGUCUUACUGUCAAACUCAUUUUGACCGCCAUGAGGAAUUUCACUCACGUAAGCCACAUAAAGUGACUGAAGCCACCGGACGACUGCAGGAGAUGAUCUGCCAGAAACACGACAAGAUCCUUGAGGUUUUCUGCCGCACUGAUCAGGAGUGUAUAUGUGUGCUGUGUAUGGAUGAACAUAAAAACCACGACACUGUAUCAGCUGCAGCUCAGAGGACAGAGAAACAGCACCAGCUGAAGGAGACGCAGAGGUCGUUCCAGCAGAGGAUCCAGCAGAGAGAGAAAGAUCUUCAGCAGCUGAGAGAGGCUGUGGAGUCUCAUAAGCGCUCUGCACAGACAGCAGUGGAGGACAGUGAGAGGAUCUUCACUGAGCUCAUCCACUCCAUUGAGAGAAGCCGCUCUGAGGCCACACAGCGGAUCAGAGAUCAGGAAAAGACUGCAACGAGUCGAGCUGAAGGACGACUGGAGCGACUGGAGCAGGAGAUCAAUGAUCUGAGGAGGAGAGACGCUGAGCUGGAGCAGCUUUCACACACACAGGAUCAUAUCCAAUUCCUGCAGAGUUUCCAGUCUCUCUCAGCUCCUCCUAAAUCUACAGACGUAAAUGACGAUCUCUUCAGUUCUCUCUCCUCUUUUGAUGGCGUGAAAGAAUCUGUCCGUCGACUGAAAGACAAACUGGAGGAUUUCUGCAAAGAGGAGCUGAAGACGAUCUCUGACAGAGUCACCAACAUUGUUUCCAGGACCAGGAACAACUUCCUACAAUAUUCCCAUCACUUCACUCUGGAUCUGAACACAGCACAUGAACGCCUCCGUGUGUCUGAGAUAAACAGAGUGAUUGCACGCACUCGCAAUGCCCAGCUGUAUCCUGAUCAUCCAGACAGAUUUGAUCAUUAUCAGCAGGUGUUGUGUAGAGAGAGUGUGUGUGGACGCUGUUACUGGGAGAUUGAGUGGAGUGGGAAUGAUGUGUCUAUAUCAGUGUCAUAUAAGAGCAUCAGCAGGAAGGGACGGGGUGAAGAGUGUGAGUUUGGAUAUAAUAAUCAGUCCUGGAGUUUGAACUGCUCUUCCUCCAGUUACUCAUUCAGACACAAUAACAUUUGGACUAAACUCCCUGUAAAGCCCAUCAGCAGUAGAGUAGGAGUGUUUGUGGAUCACAGUGCAGGAACUCUGUCCUUCUACAGCGUCUCUGGAGACACAAUGAAACUCAUCCACACAGUCCAGACCACAUUCACUCAACCGCUCUAUCCUGGGUUUUGGGUUAAUCAAGAAUCAUCAGUGAAACUGUGUUGAUGAAUCAGAAUAGACUGUAGACAGAUUCUACCCAUAAUGCUUUGAGCUCAUGAUGAAUCAGUAACAGUAGCCGCGUUUCCAUUACCCUUCAAAUUGCGCAAAUUGUAAUUGCGAAUUGAAAUUACGCUUAAUGGAAACGCAUGAAAUUCGCAAAAACUGUCAAAUAUCACAAAAACGUUUUUACGCUCGCAUGAGGUGGUUUUUCAGGCAAUUCAAAAAAGGAAAUGCAAUGAAAACAGUUUUUUUUGCAUUUACAGGUCACCUGACAUACAGUCAUAUUAUUCUUUAAAGAUGCGGUAUGUUUGUACAGAAGAUGAGACAGGAUGUGCUGUUCUUUUCUUAUUUAUGCAUCUCUUUCCCCGCGCCUCAGCUUCAUCCCAUAGAUGCAACGGGGGGAUGCCGAAAAAAAAAAAAGAAAAGAAAAUGAGGACGGGGUAAUUGAAUGAAAUCUUAUUUGUAUAUUGGAAUAUUCUUGAUCCCUCGAGCGUCAGUUUAAAGCAUCAUCAGCUGCACUCGAGCCUCGAGGGAUCUUAUGUUAUUUAAGUUUGACAUCUAAUACUAAUAGUAGGCUAGCCUAUUAGUCUAUUAACAAUUAAUAAUUAACAUACUAGAAACUAAUAGUAUUAGAUGUCUAUGCACCUGUGCAUCCUCCUCACUCCUUCCUCAUGCCUCGUUCCUCACCUCCUCGCGGAGCAUUUAUAGAAUUUAAAAAAAAAAAAAAAGUUUUCCAGGUCAUAGGCUGGAGGAUGGAGCAGCGAAGAAAUAAGGAAGCAUCCAUUGGAGUAUUGAGAAGCACCCAGGGAAGCAUAUAUGAGGGAGAAGGGCUUCAAGAAGCCGUGGCAAAUAUUACACUCCAAAUAAAGCUUUCAGAAAGAAGUAUCAGAAAAUGACUUAUCGCGAGAGUUAACUUUGGUUAAUGGAAACACCGUCAUAUCACAAUGGUUUUUUAUCGACAUUUAGGAAAUAUCGCAAAAGUUUUGCGCAAAUCUGUAAUGGAAACGGGGCUAGUAAGAUGAGUCUCGUUUUAUCUUCAUUACAUUAAUACUCCAGCUGAACUUCUGUCGGGUUGAAAUGUUUUCCACAUCCUAGAACAGGUAAAAUUAUAUGUAUAAAAAGUGUCAUCACGUGUAAUUCAUGUAACGUUAUUUAUGCUAUACGUUGUCCAUGUGGAAUGUUGUAUGUUGGUGAAACAUCAAGAGAAUUGAGAACCCGUAUCUGUGAACAUCGCAGUGCCAUCAGACGUGAGGAUGACAGUAACCCUGUAGCUCAACAUUUUAAAGAGCAUUCUCAUUCUGUUUGUGAGUUUUUUUACUUUGGCUUUGAACAAAUCCAUCCAGCAGGUCGAGGGGGAGAUAUUGAUGUGAAGCGCAAAUCUAGAGAAAAUCCUAAAAUGGGUGCAAUUCAUUCCCUUUAAAAUGGAAGUACAGGAAUGUAUAAUAAAGACACUGAGGAACAACAUUAGUAACCCUA
This is a messenger RNA of Ctenopharyngodon idella (grass carp), 3163 nucleotides long. RefSeq names its product tripartite motif-containing protein 16-like. Bases 68 to 1693 code for a protein of 541 amino acids. Gene Ontology annotation, molecular function: zinc ion binding; protein binding. Lineage: Eukaryota; Metazoa; Chordata; Actinopteri; Cypriniformes; Xenocyprididae. The transcript has 6 exons. The record is from RefSeq and is a predicted model, not a curated record.